Pimephales promelas (fathead minnow) is the source of this 2057-nucleotide messenger RNA. It is a transcript of the gene tor2a, whose product is annotated as torsin family 2, member A. Gene Ontology annotation, molecular function: ATP binding; ATP hydrolysis activity. The record is from RefSeq and is a predicted model, not a curated record. Lineage: Eukaryota; Metazoa; Chordata; Actinopteri; Cypriniformes; Leuciscidae. Gene Ontology annotation, cellular component: endoplasmic reticulum lumen; nuclear envelope; endoplasmic reticulum.
ACUGUAGCGCUUCCGCUGUCAUCCAACUCAUCUUGGAGCUGUGCUCCGAGGCUGUAGCCAUCAUGAUAUUUAUACUGUUCUUAAUUUAUUGUACUCGCUUAGGUACUGGUUUCGAGAUUAAGUCAAUUUUUUGUUCAAUAUCUGAGAGCUGCGAAUGUGACUACAAACCAGACAUAAAAGGUUUGGAGUGGGACCUUUAUAAAAACCUUUAUGGUCAGCAUAUGGUUCAAGACAUUGUCUCAGAAGCAGUGACAAAUUUUUUACAGAAUGAAAACCCAGACAGACCACUAGUGCUUUCUUUCCAUGGAGCAUCUGGGACUGGAAAAAGUUUGGUCAGCGCUAUGAUCGGACGAUAUAUCUAUGGAACGGCUAUGGGCAGUCCGUACAUCCAUCAGUUUGUUCCCACAUUACACUUUCCUUUAGCCAACCGGGUGAAACGAUACAGGUCAGAUCUAAAACUCUGGGUUGAGAGAAACCUCACCGCCUGCGCUCGCUCAAUCUUUAUCUUCGAUGAGAUGGAGAAAAUGCCUCCUGGUGUGAUCGAUGUUUUAGAACCGCAUUUAGGCCCCUUCCAUGUUCUGUUCCAGACAAACUACCGGAAGGCGAUUUAUAUAUUUAUCAGUACUGUAGGUCAGGAGGUAGUUAACAAACUUGCGUUCGAGAGUCGACAGGCAGGAAGAGAGCGAGAGGACAUUCGCCCCAAUGAGCUGGAGGAAAGUAUCGCUGAGGCCGUGUACAACAACAAGAACAGUGGGUUCUACCACUCCAGAAUAAUUACGGAAAAGCUUAUCACUCGUUUUGUGCCUUUCCUUCCCUUGCUUCGGCGCCACGUGGAGCGCUGUGCCCAGCGGGAGCUCUGCCAGCGUGGGGAGUGUCAGCGUACAGAUGUGGCAUCGUCAGUAGGAGGUGCCAUGACUUACACACCAAAUGACAGACAAUAUUUCUCCAGCACCGGCUGCAAAUUGGUGCCGGCUAAAGUUAACCUGUUCCUUUGAGGAUCCUCUUUACAGCACAAAGCCUUUUGGGUGGUUGAACUACAGUGAAGCAAUGUGAAUUUGGGGUUUUGGGACACUCUUUCAGUAUGUUUCAGCCAUGUGGAUGAGUUCUGAUGAAGAAUGAACAGGAUCCGAGAAACAUCUCUGUUUUGAAUCAAGCAAGAAUAAGCCAGUUGAUAGUUAAUACAAAGGCAAAUUCAGUGCUGACCUCUUUUAUACUUCAGAGUUCUCUGGGAUACUAAAACAAUCUACAAAACACAAAUUUUCAGUUUGGAGUUCAUUACAAACGAAGUGCUCUCUAAACAUGAGUGACUUAUUUAUUUUAUCAUGAGGUGAUUCUGAUUUUGACCACAGGGUGGCAGCAGUGCCUACUUGAAGUUUUUUUUUUUUUUCCCACAAUACCUUUUGUUGUAGUUUUUUCCCAUUAAAAAAAUCAUAUUAAAUUUGUAAAUGAUGUAUAAAAGCUUUUUUAUUAUUUAAACAGAUUUAUUUUAAUCGGAAAAUGGAACAGAUCAGCUCUUUCCGUACGAUGUAAAUAACUAUUUUAAAUUGUCAUCAUUUACUAACCCUCAUUCCUUAUUCCAAACCUGUAUGACUUUAUUUUUGUAUGUGGAAGUGGAACAUAAAAGAGAUUUUGCCUCUUGAGUAUUGUGUAGUAUCAUAUCAAGGUUGCAAAAAAGUUAAUAGAUACAUUUUGUUCUCUUAUCUGAAAAGCCAUGUUGUCUACUUUGAUUAAAUUGAGUCAAAUUGCCAAAUUUUAAAUAUUACUUAAUGAAGGGAAAAUAAUAUUUAAUCAUGAAGUCCCCUUAAAUUCAGUAGAAAGCUAUCCACAUUGUACGGUUAUUCUGCACAUUCAUUUAGAAUACUCUGCAAUGAGAUGUAAAUGUUAAAAAACUAUUUUUGUCAUGCUGUUUUCUAUUCAUUGAUCAACCAUUUCUAUUAUUUCCAGCAAUGUGCCAUGUUGCAUUUUUUUUUUAAAAAACAUGUACAUGAAUACAACAUGAAAAGAAGAAACACUACAUCAAAAGCAAGGCAAUAAAAUCAACUUUCAUUUUUUUAAAA